AUGACUCUUAUUAUUCGUAUUGUAAAACAAAAACAUCGUCUUAAUCAACAUGUCAAUUGGCGUAAACAUCGAAAAAUGGCCAUUCAACUCAUAUCAAUCACAUUAUUAUUUUAUUUUCUCUAUUUACCUAAUGUUAUUGUAGCAAUCGUCUUUGGCUGUGGCGUUCCGUGGAGUUAUCUAGAAAAUUUCUUAGCGUACGGACAAUUUUUUUCUUAUUAUAUCAAUUUUCUACUUCCAUUCGUCUGCGCUGGAACCUUACCUCAUCUUCGAAAUAAAAUUAAAAAAAUCUUACAAUUAUGGCCAUGGCAUACACGUAGUGCUAUUGAACCAAGUCAUAACACCGUAAUGUUUAAAGCAGCUGGUCAAUCGAUUGUUCCAACAAGAUUUGUUCAUUGA
This is a messenger RNA of Rotaria sp. Silwood1, 396 nucleotides long. NCBI's taxonomy places the organism in Eukaryota, Metazoa, Rotifera, Eurotatoria, Philodinida, Philodinidae. The record is from the annotation of a GenBank genome assembly.